Trichoderma reesei QM6a is the source of this 1344-nucleotide messenger RNA. RefSeq lists its product as uncharacterized. The record is from RefSeq and is a predicted model, not a curated record. The transcript is spliced from 2 exons. NCBI's taxonomy places the organism in Eukaryota, Fungi, Ascomycota, Sordariomycetes, Hypocreales, Hypocreaceae. The coding region runs from base 1 to 843 and encodes 280 amino acids.
AUGGUUUGGGGUGCUGGAUCGAGUGAACUCCUGGUCGAGGCCAACUUUUACUUCGAAGCUCGCGACGCAGAUCAAGGCGGUGACUACCUGAUGCGAGCUUUCAAGCAGCUCGAGCUGGACCUCAGAAAGCUCUCGCCACAAGGCAUCAUGGAACUAAUCCUGGGUAUGAUCAAUCGGGAUCCCGGCAUGAUGACGGCCCUUUGCAAGUACCUUGCAGCAUAUUCGACAACCAAUCUGGAGCGAACCCAUCCUCUCCGGCAAAUCUUCACUUGUCUGUAUGAAGUGCAACAAAAGCAUGGGGCGCAGACGUUGUCUGAGCUCCUGUGGACUAGCAUCUCGACAAUUGCGGAGGAACUCGAGGCCAUCUAUGGACGCAAGCAUCCCCAGGUGAACCCGGAAAGGCUGGAGAAGUUGGUUGUUGAGCUUCGUGUGCUCCAGAGGCAGCUCGAGCAACGACAUGGGCAUUCCAGUGUCGAAGUGGUUUCCAUCCGAUAUGCCAUUCUGCUGUUGGUCUAUGCGUCGUCUCCCCAGUCGGAUGCCUCGAAGCAAGCCGCAAAUGAUUAUUGGAACCUGCUGCGGAAUAUGAACACCAUGUUUCCCAUGCGCGACUCCCGUCCGAAUAGUUACUGCUAUCACAGCCCGCUCAAGGUCGAUCCGUGGACAAAGAGGUGCCGCAGGCGGUACGACACACUCGUCACCAUAUUCGAGGAGCAUGUAGGCGUUAGAAUCAAUCCCUAUUUCGAAGAGGACUUCCACACGACCGAGCACGCUCAAGAAACGCAGGAUGCCUGGGCGGCAGCUCUGCAAAUGGGUUCGACGAAUAGAUCUUGGGGCUUCAUCUAGCGGUUUCGCUUUCAGAAUGUUGGGUGUGUUCCACGCCCAGCUGGCGCAAAUGUCAGGUACCCAAGAUACCUUGUCUCUCGUCUCCUAGCGCGCGGUGCAGCGAGCUUCUUUUUCGAGAUUUCUUUUUCCGGAAUCUAGCGGGCGGUUAAUACCCAGCAUCAGAAGGAUUGCGGCGCAUCUACCUAGCGACAGUUUUUUUCGGUUACGUCCUGUUUGCCACCUCACAUCGAGCCUGGAGUUUUGGACAGUUGACAAUUCUCGCCAUCGCGGAACAUUUUCCUUUCUCAUGUCGCCGACGCUGACAAGUCGAUUUCCUUGGUCUUUCCACGCAAGUUGUUGCACCUCUCGAGCCGGGCGUUAGGGAGGGCCUUUUCCCCCUUGGAUGCGUCGUCAUCCGUGUAUAAUAGUAUCCGUUGUUUUCUGUUUUCCUUUCCUGCGUUUGAUAUGCGAUGUUCAGCUUUCUUGAUACUGAAGACCACGAGGGAGAGGCGGGAAACGAGU